AUGUUGAAUCAAGAUUUACCAAUUGCACUAGAAAAAGUAAGUCGUCAAUUGAAAAAAAAUUUUGGUAUAUGGUUUGGUCCCAUUUUUGGAGUGUUUAUAGUUGAGCCAGAUGAUAUAGAGUUGAUUGCUGAGAAAACAAAAAGUAAUUCAAAACGUGAAGAUAAUGAAAACAAACUUCAAUUUAAUUUUUCAUUAUUCAAUCAAUUAUUUAGCAGUGAUGAGGCAACACAAGAAUGGACCAAGGACGACAUAAAGAAACAUUUACUCACAUUAUAUGUUACAGCACAUGACACUCUGCACGGUCUCAUAUCAUUUUCAUUAUUAAUGAUUGCAAUGCAUCAAGAAGUUCAAGAUAAAAUACGUCAAGAAGUUAAAGAAGUUGUUGAAGUAUUUCGACUUUUUCCUAUAACACCAUUAUUAGGAAGGGUUACAAAUGAUGAUCUAAAACUAACUUCAUAUACACUACCCAAAGGAUGCUCUAUCGCUUUGUUAGCAUUUGGAGUCCAGAGAAAUCCAAAUUAUUGGAUUGAACCAGAUAAAUUUAAUCCAGAACGUUUUACACCUGAAAACUCUAAAAACAUUCCAUUUAGCAGAGGUGUUAGAAUGUGUCCAGGCUAUAAAUAUGGACUUGCUUGUUUAAAAAUUAUUAUUUGUCAUGUUAUUCGUAACUAUGAAUUAUCGACAAGCAUGAAAAUGAGUGACUUGGAUUUGUAUAUGAAUGUAUCAAUACAUAAUCGUACUGGUUAUCCUUUGAUUGCUGAAAAAACAAAAAAUUAUCCAAAAUCUAAAGAUAAUGAAAACGAUUCUAAAUUUCGUUGUUCAUUAUUCGAUCAAUUAUUUAGCAAUGUUGAGGCAACACAAAAAUGGACUAAAGAAGAAACAAAGACGAAUUUAUUCACAUUGUUUUUAGCAUCACACGAUACUCUACAUGGUACCAUAUCGUUUUCGUUAUUAAUGAUUGCAAUGCAUCAAGAAGUUCAAGAUAAAAUACGUCAAGAAGUUAAUGAAAUUGUUGGUGAUGAAUUAAUCAAUGAAAAUGUUUUAAACAAUUUAACAUAUAUUGAUAUGACACUGAAAGAGAUAAUACGACUUUUUCCUAUAGCACCUCUUAUGGGAAGAGUUACUAGUGAUGAUUUAAAACUAACUUCACAUACAGUACCCAAAGGAUGCUCUAUCGCUUUGUUUGCAUUGGGAGUCCAUAAAAAUCCAAAAUAUUGGAUUGAACCAGAUAAAUUUAAUCCAGAACGUUUUUCAGUUGAAAACUCUAAAAAUCGUCCAAAAUAUGCCUACAUUCCAUUCAGUGGAGGGGCUAGAAUGUGUCCAGGCUAUAAAUAUGGACUUGCUUGUUUAAAAACUAUUAUUUCUCAUGUUAUUCGUAACUAUGAAUUAUCGACAAACAUGAAAAUGAGUGACUUGGAUUUGUAUAUGAAUGUAUCAAUACAUAAUCGGACCGGUUAUCCUGUAUCAUUAAAAAAAUUAAAAUCAUAA
This is a messenger RNA of Aphidius gifuensis, 1488 nucleotides long. RefSeq names its product cytochrome P450 4d1-like. The transcript has 11 exons. The record is from RefSeq and is a predicted model, not a curated record. NCBI's taxonomy places the organism in Eukaryota, Metazoa, Arthropoda, Insecta, Hymenoptera, Braconidae. The coding region runs from base 1 to 1488 and encodes 495 amino acids. Gene Ontology annotation, molecular function: oxidoreductase activity, acting on paired donors, with incorporation or reduction of molecular oxygen; iron ion binding; monooxygenase activity.